CGAAUGAAAAAGAAAAACAACAAAAUCUGGCGUUCGGUGUUAAUUUGAAUCCCACUCUCCGCGGUGUUUGGUGGAAUCGCUCGCUAGUGCUGCGCUUCGUGUAAUUUAUUUUAUUGUUGUGUUCGGGUGUGUAUGGCAACAUAGUUUGUGUACGUCGGUGGAAACGCGACAACUCAUCUGGAGAGGACACAGGAAACCUGAGUGCAUUUUUCGAAAUUUGGUCCGUUUUUUAAAUUCUUCGCCAGGUGAUACCAUUUUUCGUGAUUGAGUGUGUUGUUUUGUUGAAUUUUAUUCGGCGUAAGGCACGUACGACCGUCACGUGUGGCUGUGUAUGUAUAGGCCCCAAAUCCCGCUCAACCGACGGCCAGCGGCAGCACCAACACCACUACCGGCGCCAUCGUUCAAACAGAGGAGUUCUUUGCUCGAUAUUUUAUUUCGUACCAGUCAGCAGCAGCACUCGAUGAAUUGAGACGAAGAAGAAGGCGGCACUCAUCACUCGCGGUCACUCCGCAGGCAUAGAAAAGAAACUCCGUCAGCGAGGCACCAAUCCGGCCGGCCAGCAGUGUGACGAGGACAGGUAUACCGCAAGUGGAUGAGCGAGCGAGACGAGGAAAAAAAUCGAGUAGAAGAGUUUGGUGAUCGAAAAAGUUAAUCAAACGUUUGCUUGCUUUGGUUGUGCUGUGUGCGGUCAUACAACACAACGCGAAAAGUGAAAAAGUCCUCAUCGAAAGUGGUGAUUGGAACAUUCGAAGGCCGUCAAAGAGGGAAUAGCAUUCGGUUCCGUCGGAGUGACAUUUUGAAAAAGUGUCCCCAAGACCAGGAAAGUGGGAAACUAGCGCUUGUGGUUCCACCCGGACAACGGUCUGCGCCGUAUAAUCUGUUGAACUUUUUUUUUUUUUUUUAUUGUGUUCCGGAGUCGUCUGUGACCGAGGACAAGGCAGCAAUAAUAUUAACCAGCGCGAGCAAAGGUACAGAGUGCAUCACAAACGUCACAUCAAAAACAAUGGAGAAAAGAAUAGCGCUGGAAAAACGCGGACUGCCGGAUGAACAGAUCGUUGAACUGAUCCUGGACAACUGCCGCAGCACCAGCAUCGAGGGCCUUACCGACAGCUUCACUGCGCUGGAAGUGCUCUCCCUCAUCAACGUUGGUCUGGUAUCACUCAAGAGUUUCCCCAAGCUGCCCAGCCUGCGCAAGCUGGAGCUGUCCGACAAUCGGAUUUCCAGCGGGCUGAACCAUCUCACCGGAAGUCCCAAGUUGACACACUUGAACCUGUCCGGCAACAGGAUCAAGGGCUUCGAGGAGCUGAAACCGCUGAAGGAGCUGGGGAAGCUGGAGGUGUUGGAUCUGUUCAACAAUGAGGUCACGAUGACGGAGAACUAUCGGGAUAAAAUUUUCGAGUUGAUUCCCUCGCUGAAAUAUUUGGAUGGAUUCGACAAAGAAGACGCCGAGGCUCCUUCAGAUGAAGAGGAUGGUGGCGGAGAAGAAGAGGAAGACAACGCAUGUUUUUCGAUCAAUGGAAUCGAAAUUGAUUUGAGCGAGCUAGCGAGGUUCGAGUCUCGGGUGAAGCAGAAGCGGGCCGCCGUUUCAGCGGAAGAUUUCACCCAACCGCGGCAGGAUCUGAACGGACUAGAGUCUAAACUAAGUCAACUGGAGCUAAGGCAGGAGGAGGGAAAAGUUGAUUCUUCCGAUGAGAUUGUGGGUGACGCCAAAGAUGACCUAGAUUUGCUGUAUGAAGAGAUCCAGAAUAGGAACAAACAACAACAGCAGCAGCCCUCCUCCAGUGAGCCACCGUCUCUCGGGUCGCUUCUGCUGGCAUUCUUGUCCCUGCUCGCCUUCGUCAAUCAGAUCUGCUUUGCCCAGCAAAGGCAGCAGCUCAUUGAGAAUAUCGAUGAUUCUUCUUCGAGUUCCGAGGAUGAAUUCAACAUUUCGCUUGCUGAGGUCUAUAAUGAUAACCUUGAUGAAGAGGGCGAUGGUUCGGAUUGGGGAGAAGAGGAAGGUGAAUUUGAAGAGGACAUUGAUGAACCCACGGAUGAUGAAGCUGAAGGAGAUGGAGUCUCCGACAGUGAAGGAGCUGAAGAGAAAGUGGCCUCUGACAGUGAAGCCGACGAUACCGAAGCCAGGGGUAAGAAGCGGAAACAUGAGGGCAAUGACGGUUAAACUUUCUUCUUUCGGAAAACCCCUUAACUUUAAUUACUGAUAAUUGUAAUUAUAAGUUUGAUUGUAAGAUUACAAAAUAAUAUUAAAGCGAAGGUAGAAUGAACACAAAAAUUGAGAAGAAAAAUUUGACCUAAUACAAAUUUACAAUAAACCAAUUGUAGAGCAGAAAGCAACACAAUAAGAAGUAGCCAACUCACCACCACAUCCACACAGCAAGGCAACGAUAGAUUACAAGAAAAAAAACAUCACCAAUACAAAAACAGAACAGAUGAACAAUUAUAUAAGAAAAAGAAUGAUUGGUGAAAAAUUUAUACAGGAACAACAUAUUCCGGUUCCGGUUGCGAUUUUUGCGUAGCCGAGCCGAGAAAUUCGUAGAGAUUGUGAAAAUCACGCGAGAAUCGGAUGAAAAUUUCAUCGCUUUUGAAAUAUGAAACACGAAACUCGUCAUCCUACUUCGAGUCGAGAGAUACGGAAGAAUCUGCUGAGUAUUUGAUCUGCAAACAGAGAAAGUAGCUGCAGGAAUAGCUGAAAUCAAAGGAAUGUCAAUAGUCCAAAUGUGGAACACAGGAUAAAUUCGUUACGUUUAAUCAGUGCAAACUAAGCUGAAAGUGAAAAGAACAAAAUGCAUCCCAUUGCUUGUUGAAUGUUAUAUCUUGUAAAGUGAUUGUAUCUCUUUUUGUAAGAAUAUUUUCAUUAGGUAUGAUAAUUUUCUAUUUUCGUCAAGGCAUGUCUUUCGUAGUUAGAGAGCCCACGCUCCUCGGCGCAGCGUGUGGCUGCCGUUGUUAAGCAGUCAUUUUUUUGACAAGGAACAAUUUUGAAUCGAUAAAAGUUUUACUCCCCUUCGCGGGAAUUUUGUCACACACACACACAUACUUCAGUCUCAGAAGCCGCGCUAGUUCACCACCAACACCAAAACCACACCACCAGUUUCAUUAGUGCCUGUUCAUUGGAAAAGAAAUAAAAUUAAAAAGUUUAGACCUUACAGCAAAAUUGCGGAGCGAUAUGUUAUAUUUUUAGUGAUUGAAGAUACCUAUUUUUCGCUAUUUGUUCCCAAAAUAAUUGAAUUGAAGUGGUUAAAAACAGACUUCACAAAGAGUCAGUGCUGCAAACAAAAGGUGUGUGUAUAAUAAUUACACAACAAACAAAAAAAGCGGAAAAAGUAGAAAUUGAAUAACAAAACAAUAGUAUGCGAAUGAGUUGAGAACCAAUGAGGAUGAGAAAAAAAGAAACAAAAUUUAUAAUUAACUGAAAAGUAUUUGUUUAAAUAAAAAAAGUAUUUCGAACUUGAUGGCGUUAGAGGCGCAUCGAUUUGGUUUACCAUCA
Molecule: messenger RNA, 3481 nt
Organism: Toxorhynchites rutilus septentrionalis
Lineage: Eukaryota; Metazoa; Arthropoda; Insecta; Diptera; Culicidae
Gene: Mapmodulin
Product: acidic leucine-rich nuclear phosphoprotein 32 family member A
Exons: 8
Coding region: 1004-2158 (384 amino acids)
Cellular component (GO): nucleus
Molecular function (GO): histone binding
Source: RefSeq, a predicted model, not a curated record